AUGAGGAAAUGGAGGAAGGUGUGGAUCCGCCCGCUGGAUGUAUUCCGGAAGAAACUCGAGAAAGCCAUGUCGGAGACCGAUCUGGAACCUCUCAGUGAUUUGAGAAGAGGGUUGCCCAUUCUUGUCGUCCCUGACGGUGGUGUGAGGAAGAGGGGACUUGUAAUGUCGCAGGAUUCCGCUCGCAACGAGGUCGAGUUCCUUGACGUCGAUAGCGGUGCCAUUGAGAAAACCGGCCUGCAAGCAGUCUUUCUUCCCUCUACAGACUUAUUGGCGAUCCCUAACCAGGCCAUCAGAUGUCGCCUCGAGACGGACUGUCCGGACUCCGAGCUCCUGUCCGUUUGGACCAGGACGAGGGUGCGAAUCAUUAAAUGGGGUUGCAUACCCGUCGUAUCCUUGAGCCUUCUCGACAGCGAUUUCGAUACCAAAUCGGAGAUCGUGCCAGAACGCUGCCCCAGCCGCAAAAUCCAGAGGCUUCAUAAACUACCCGGCAUUUACCUCCCGCCAGCGUAUAGCAUGCUGAGGAACUGCUCAGUGUUGCAUGUCGAGCGCUUGACCCUCUUCAUCGUACACAAUGCAGCACCGUUUGAGAGCGAUGUGAGCGAGAUCCCGGCAGAGGAUGAGGAGAACUUGCCUCCUCCCCGGAACGUCGGUGACCUUGGAUUAGCCGAGUUCAAGCAUCCCGAUACGAAGAAAGUCUCCAAGACGAGGGUCAAGAUUGAGGAGUUGCGAGGAUUAAGAGCUGUCGUUCGCUGCGUGGACACCGGCCAGCCCUUCGAAUUGGACUACUUUCGUUUGAAACCUCUAAGGAAAAGGGAGCCUUCCCUUGUUAUGAAGGUAAUCUUGACCUACGAAUACAGCCGCCUCGAUGAGGAAUACCUUUCUGUUCUCCUCCGGACCGGUGUUUUCGACGUAUUCUUUGAGGAUAGUAAUCAUGUGCCAUCGGUGCGCCUCUUCACACCUCAAGGGCUCGAAGUGAUUGCCUGCGCGUCUCGCUUGCAAUCGAACUCUGUUCGGGAGGCUGAAGAUCUGUCGUCGACGGAUUCGCUUUCCGAGGAGUCCGACGACUCAUUCUGAUGCAACUCAUCCGAGUCUGGUGCGGCUGAGAGGAGAGAUGAAUUGUGAUCCUAGCCGGUCAUUCCGGCCAGAGGGAACUGGUCCCGGAAACAUCAGAUACAGAUCAGCUUUCUUCGUUGUGCUCUUGCCAUAUUUCGAAUACGAAACGCCGUGUUUAAGAUUUGAUAUGAAACGUCGACUCCGUCAUAGUAGCCGGACGUCGACAAAUUCGAGAGCAUGGAAUUGUAUUAGAGUUUUUUCGCGUAAUGAUAGAGCUUGCGAGAUUUAUUCUCCGGAAGAUAAGUCGCUGCUUUUUACAUAAGAAAGAAGUCUGAAAUAUCAAAUGUCGAUUUUAAAUAACA
This is a messenger RNA of Galendromus occidentalis (western predatory mite), 1415 nucleotides long. RefSeq lists its product as uncharacterized. Bases 1 to 1074 code for a protein of 357 amino acids. The record is from RefSeq and is a predicted model, not a curated record. The transcript is spliced from 6 exons. Lineage: Eukaryota; Metazoa; Arthropoda; Arachnida; Mesostigmata; Phytoseiidae.